Lucilia sericata (common green bottle fly) is the source of this 1273-nucleotide messenger RNA. It is a transcript of the gene hkb, whose product is annotated as transcription factor Sp5. The record is from RefSeq and is a predicted model, not a curated record. Bases 143 to 1132 code for a protein of 329 amino acids. The transcript has a single exon. NCBI's taxonomy places the organism in Eukaryota, Metazoa, Arthropoda, Insecta, Diptera, Calliphoridae. Gene Ontology annotation, molecular function: DNA-binding transcription factor activity, RNA polymerase II-specific; RNA polymerase II cis-regulatory region sequence-specific DNA binding. Gene Ontology annotation, biological process: regulation of transcription by RNA polymerase II.
CACAUACAAACGAGUGUAUUUCUAACGAGAAAAAAAAUUAGAAAAACCAAUUUAAAAAUUAUCAAGUGAAAGUGUUUUUACACAAAAAACGAAAGAAAAUUUAUAUAUAUUUUUACAAAAAAGCAAAACAAUUAUAAAAACCAUGUCUACCUUAAACAUGCAUCCACCACAAACCUACUCCAGACUCUUCCGUCCUUGGGAUUGUAAUACCCGUGCUUCGCCCAUCAAUCAAAUGGAGGAAACUCCACAAGCCAAACCUUUGGUGAAAUCCGAAUACAGCUCUUCCACUGAGGAUAUGUCUGCUUCUGCCUCUUCUUUGGUGAAAACAGAAAAUUGCUCUUUUAGUGGCAAUGAAAGUGAUCGUGAAUGUGCUUCCUCCAGUAGUUCUUCCACUAAAUCAUCCAGCUAUGAGGAUAGUUUCAACAAUAGCUUGCAAAUGGAAUCUGCCCCAGCCUCACCACCCAUGAACAAUAACAAUGGCUUAGUACAUCCCGUUCCUUACGCUAAUACUCAUCUAUAUGGCUCUUUGGAAAAUCAUGCUCCUCAUAUGGCGGCACAUCAUCCACAUACUGCUCAUGCUACAGCCAUGACUCAUAUGCUGCCCUCCAUGCCUGCUGCCUCGGCUAGUGAUUUAUACUAUGCUGCCGCCGCUGCUGCAGCAGCCAAUGGAUUACCAACAGUGCCUACUACUAGCUCUGCAGCCGCUGCUUAUGCUUUGGAUCCCUAUGCCUUGAGUUUAAUGGAACAGGAAUAUGCCCGUGUUAUGGCUGAAGAUGCCCACCUCAAGGCCGUCAAUGCACGCAAGCAAAGACCAAAGAAAUUCAAGUGCCCCCACUGUGAUGUAGCCUUCUCCAAUAAUGGUCAACUUAAGGGUCAUAUACGCAUUCACACCGGUGAAAGACCCUUCAAAUGUGAUGUUGAAACCUGCGGCAAAACUUUCACACGCAACGAAGAAUUGACCCGCCACAAGCGCAUACACACCGGCUUAAGACCAUAUCCCUGCACAGCCUGUGGCAAGAAAUUCGGUCGUCGUGAUCAUCUCAAAAAACACAUGAAGACUCACAUGCCCCAGGAAAGACAAUUGGGACCUGCCAUCUUUGUGCCCAUGUAUCCUUAUCUUUAUGGUUACUAAAUAUUGUAACACCUGAAAACUCCAACACUCAACUGCUAAGCAAAGCUGGGCAUGGCCUUUUACUUCGCUGAUACCUUAAUGUUCCUACAAGGUUUCCAAAAAACAUAACAAAGCAAUGGAAAAACGCGUUUGCACGCAUUA